AUGGACACCUCUUCUACGCUGGCUCAGAACCGGGCGGCUCUGAACGAGUUCGUCACAAUGCCCGUCUCGCGGGAGAUGAUCUCCUACCUGGCCCAGCAGGCCUCCUUGGUCAUCCGCUGCGAACCGCAUGUGACCACUUCAUCGGUCAACCGACAUGGCCAACCUACGCCUCCCAGCACACCGCCGAUGGACCCGUUUGACAACACACCUCCCUUGCCAUCCGUGGAAACGUUCAUUGCCUCAUUGGUUACCCGCUCGCAGGUUCAGGUUCCGACCCUCAUGUCCUCCCUGGUGUAUCUCGCCCGCCUGCGCGCCCGCCUGCCGCCUGUGGCCAAGGGCAUGCGCUGCACCGUCCACCGAAUCUUCCUGGCCUCUCUCAUCCUGGCAGCCAAGAACCUGAACGACUCCAGCCCGAAGAACAAGCACUGGGCCAAGUACACCAUUGUCAAGGGGUACGAGGGCUUUGGAUUUUCUCUGACCGAGGUCAAUCUCAUGGAGCGGCAGUUCCUCUUCCUCCUGGACUGGGAGACCCGCGUCACGGAGGAUGACCUCCUGACACAACUUGAGCCCUUUUUGGCCCCGAUUCGUCGUCGGCACGAGGAGCGGGAACGUGAGGAGGAAUUGAAGAACCACCGUGAAUGGCGCCGCCUCCAUGCCUCCGCCGAGCUCCUUGCUAGCCGCCUCCGCCGUCAGAAACAAGAACCCCGUAUCGACAGUCGACGGGCAGGCGAUCAUGGCUCCAGGCGCCUUGGUUAUGGCCAUGGAACCUCGGGCAUAAACAUGCAAACCUCGUCAUAUGCGAUGAUCGACCAGGAACGUUACACCCCCUACCACCCGCGUCUUCGGGUCUCUCCACAGCGGUCCGGACGAUCGAUCUCGCCUCCCUCGGUCAACGAUGUGCCUGGCCUGUCGCGUGCGGAAACCUACACAUCUUUGAGCUCCCGCUGCUCCAGCACGGCACCUAGCUCUCGAGGCACCCCGGCCAGCAUCUACACCUGUUCAUCCCAAAGCGCGGAUGAGGUCCUGGUAGCAGAUUCCAGCCACAGCCCGGCACCUUCUUCAACUAUGAACUACCGCUAUGUCGACGCCAAAGCCUCUCACCAUGAACUCCAGCAGCAACCUAGCAAAAAGGUGAAGGUGGGGGGCGGGACCCAUGGUGGAGGCCUCGUUGCCAGGUUCCUUGCGUCGGCUGCAGGCUCAUACAUGGGCGGGCGGAUUGGCCGCCCACACGCUUGA
Penicilliopsis zonata CBS 506.65 is the source of this 1236-nucleotide messenger RNA. RefSeq lists its product as hypothetical. Gene Ontology annotation, molecular function: cyclin-dependent protein serine/threonine kinase regulator activity; protein kinase binding. Lineage: Eukaryota; Fungi; Ascomycota; Eurotiomycetes; Eurotiales; Aspergillaceae. The transcript is spliced from 2 exons. Bases 1 to 1236 code for a protein of 411 amino acids. The record is from RefSeq and is a predicted model, not a curated record. Gene Ontology annotation, cellular component: cyclin-dependent protein kinase holoenzyme complex; nucleus. Gene Ontology annotation, biological process: regulation of cyclin-dependent protein serine/threonine kinase activity.